AUAUAAACAAUUUAUUAAUGUAUAAAUAUAUAUAAAUAUUUACUAAUAUGCCUCCUGGUUAACAAGCUUAUUGAACCACUUGUCAAAUUGUAAAUGUAUGAGCGUGAGUAAGAAUUUUAAUCGUUAAGUUGAAACGUAUUUUCAACUAACCGGUAUGUCGGUGCCAAUGUGUUCAACGAAUGGUACAAGUGAUCUUUAUUUAUUAAAUCAGGAUUUAAUCAAUGCAGCACAAAUCGCUAUACAUUUAAAUAAUGAACUGCAUUCUCUACAUCAUAUCACACCAAAUAUUACAGCAUUACAUAAUUUCAAGUCGCAUAGUUUACCAUUAAUUGAACAAUACAUCACAUUACAUGGUGCUGCACACAUGUCUUAUUGUUCACGAGUUACAAGUUUUAAAUCGAAUUUUUAUUUACGUAAUAUUUUACAAACCUAUGUACAACCAUUUGUUAUAUUCUUUACAAUCAUUACAAAUUGUUUAAUCUCAAUUGUGCUGACUUAUCCAACUAUGCGUAAUUCAACAAAUAUUAUUCUAUUAGGCAUAGCAAUAUGUGAUUUAUUAACAGUUCUAUUACCAUUACCUGUAUAUUUAUGCUUUUUAACAAGUAAUUUAUUCUCAGAAAAUUUGACCAUUUUCAAAGGAUACAGUGUAACUUAUUUAACGACAAUUUUACCGACCGUAUGUCAUACAUCAUCAAUUUGGUUAACAGUGUUGCUAGCGCUACAACGUUUUAUCUAUGUACAAUUUCCAUUGAAAGCUAACCGAAUUUGUUUAUGUCAAUGGCGACCAGUUCAAGUGUUCAUUAUUUUAACUGUAACCGCUGGAUUAUUACUACAGCUGCCACAUAUGAUUGUAACACAUUUUAUUAAUGCUUUAGAAUAUUGUUUUCUAUCGUCCAGUUCAUUAUCAUCGACAACAAAAUCAUCUUCAUCUUCAUCAAUACCAGAAUAUUUAUUUGGCUCUGAAUUUAUUGCUUACAUUCUUAAUGAUUCACAUAAGAUUACUGAUUAUAAUUAUAUUAGAUUUCAAAAAAUUAAUUUAAUGAAAUGUACACCAAUGAGUCAAACAAUAUUUUUCACUUUAUUAAUAAUACGUGUAUUAAUUGUGAAUUUAAUACCGUGUAUUAUGUUAACUAUACUAACCGGUUUAUUAAUUAUGGCAUUACGACGUUUUAUACAGAAUCGACAAAAAUUAUUGAAAAUUAAAAAUGAUCAGUGUCCAAUAUCACUUUGUAAAAAUAGUGAAGCAAAUUUAGUCGGUAAUAAAGAACAUAAAGAAGAAAUUGGUAAAUUAGAUAAAUCACAACAAUCUAAUCAAAAAGAACAAAGUUGUUUGUUAAGUAGUGAAAUGAAGCAUUCAAUGAAUACACGUGCCAAUAAAGCGCCAAUCACAGUCUCUUUGACAUCGACGAAUAAUGGUUGUCGAAAAAAAUCCACACGUACUAAUUCAACUGACACAGAUUCAACAUCAAAAAUGAUGCUUGUUAUAUUGGGAAUCUUUUUAAUUACAGAAAUUCCGACCACUGUUUGUUUAUGUAUUUAUGCAUUUAUUACAUUGUUAGAUAUUCAUCCACCUUCAGCAUUUUAUCAAAUUGUUGAAAUCUGCAAUUUUCUGGUGAUUUUGUCCUAUCCAGCUAAUUUUUUUGUAUAUCUAGCUAUGUCAAGACAAUUCAAGAAUACAUUCUGGGAAAUAUUUAAUCAGAUACGUCGUAAACACAAUAGUUCUGCUGUUGAAUAAUCGAAAUGCCCGAAUUCCAGUAUCACCUAACAUAAUUUGGAUGUAGGAUAAAACAUCAGAACGAAAAUUGUUUAUUUCGUAUAUUUAUAAACCAUGAAAGAUGAGAUUUUAACAAAUAAACUAUAAAUAAAUAAAUGAAAAC
Molecule: messenger RNA, 1877 nt
Organism: Schistosoma turkestanicum
Lineage: Eukaryota; Metazoa; Platyhelminthes; Trematoda; Strigeidida; Schistosomatidae
Source: the annotation of a GenBank genome assembly